This is a messenger RNA of Oryza brachyantha (malo sina), 2303 nucleotides long. RefSeq names its product cactin. Gene Ontology annotation, biological process: mRNA cis splicing, via spliceosome. Gene Ontology annotation, molecular function: protein binding. Gene Ontology annotation, cellular component: cytoplasm; spliceosomal complex. The coding region runs from base 19 to 2013 and encodes 664 amino acids. NCBI's taxonomy places the organism in Eukaryota, Viridiplantae, Streptophyta, Magnoliopsida, Poales, Poaceae. The record is from RefSeq and is a predicted model, not a curated record. The transcript is spliced from 13 exons.
UCUUCUCCCAUCGCCGACAUGCCCAGGAAGGAGCGCGACAGCGAGAGGCGGCGGCGGCGGCGGCGGCGCAGCCGGUCACCGUCCGACUCGGAGGAGGCCUCCGAGUCCAGCGAGUCGCCCCGACGGAGCCGGAGCCGGCACCGCCGCAAGAGCCGCCGGAGGGACACCCCGUCAUCCAGCGAUGCGAGCGAUUCCCAGGCGUCGGACUCCGGGUCGGACUCCGGCGAUCAGCGCCGGAGGAAGAGCGGGAGCCGGAGGCGAGGGGAGGUUACUGAGGAGCAGAUCGUGGAGUACAUGGCUAAGAAGGCGCAGAAGAAGGCAGAGAAGGUGGCGAAGAAGAUGAAGGCGAAUGCUGUGUCGGGGUACUCCAAUGACUCAAAUCCCUUUGGCGAUCCCAACCUGACAGAGAAAUUUGUUUGGCGAAAGAAGAUUGAGCGUGAUGUAUCUCAAGGGCAAAAGGUGGACAUUUCCGUCAAAGCUGAAAAGAAGAAACAGAGAGAAAGAAUGGCUGAAAUAGAGAAGGUUAAGAAAAGAAGGGAGGAAAGAGCAAUCGAAAAGGCACAGCAUGAGGAGGAAAUGGCAUUGUUAGCAAGAGAAAGAGCACGUGCCGAGUUUCAGGAUUGGGAGAAGAAAGAGGAAGAGUUUCAUUUUGAUCAAAGCAAAGUUAGGUCUGAGAUCAGGCUACGUGAGGGGCGCACAAAACCUAUUGAUGUUCUCCUGAAAAACCUCAAUUUCACAGAAGAAUUUGAUGUGGAGUUAAAUGAGCCCUAUUUGGUGUUCAAGGGAUUAACAGUGAAGGAGAUGGAGGAGCUACGUGAUGACAUUAAGAUGCAUCUUGAUCUUGACAGGGAAAGCCAAAUAAAUGUCAAAUACUGGGAGGCACUCAUGGUUGUAUGUGACUGGGAGCUAGGUGAGGCUCGAAAAAGAGAUGCCUUGGAUCGGGCUAGGGUGCGCGGUGAGGAACCACCCCCUGAGGUUCUUGCGGAAGAGAGGGGCUUACAUGCAAGUAUUGAGGGUGAUGUAAAGGAUCUUUUGGAGGGCAAAACUUCCACAGAGCUAGAAGAGAUGCAAACUCAAAUUGAGUCCCAAAUGCGCUCUGGAACAGCAAAAGUAGUUGAAUAUUGGGAGGCCAUUCUGAAACGCCUUCAUAUUUACAAAGCAAAGGCUUGCCUGAGGGAGAUCCAUGCUUCUCUCUUACGGAAGCAUCUACAUCGUCUGGAGCAUCCUGGGGCCGCUGAACAGGAUGAUGAAGCUGAGGAAGAAGUCGACGCUAAAGAGGAGGAUGCAAUGCAUGAUGAUGAUGAUGAAGAUGAUAGGCGAUAUUCACCUGAACCUAUAGCUGAGCAAACAGAGAGCCAUUUGGAUGAAGAGGCUGGAUCCUUCUCUCCUGAGCUAAUGCAUGGCAAUGAAGAUGAAGAUGCAAUUGAUCCUGAAGAGGACAAGGCAGAACUGGAUCGAAAACGUGAAGCUGUAGUUAUGGAGCAUCAGAAGAAAGUUCAGCAGGCUAUUGCAGUGAAGGCAAGAGUACCCGAUGAGAUGGAGGUGAAAGCAAUGAAAGCUAUGGGAGCUAUGGAGGAAGGGGAUGCUGUAUUUGGCUCAGGUGCUGAAGUGAACCUUGAUUCACAGGUUUACUGGUGGCAUGACAAAUACCGACCAAGAAAACCGAAGUACUUCAAUCGGGUGCAUACUGGAUAUGAGUGGAACAAAUACAACCAGACUCAUUAUGAUCAUGACAACCCUCCGCCCAAGAUUGUCCAGGGCUACAAGUUCAACAUAUUUUACCCUGAUCUUGUGGAUAAAUCAAAGGCACCGACAUACACAAUAGAGAAAGACGGGAGCACUGGCGAGACGUGCCUCAUUAGAUUUCAUGCCGGUCCUCCAUACGAGGAUAUUGCAUUCCGUAUUGUCAACAAGGAGUGGGAGUACUCACAUAAAAAGGGCUUCAAGUGCACAUUCGAGCGGGGGAUCCUCCACCUCUAUUUCAACUUCAAGCGCUACCGCUACAGGCGAUAAAAUACCAAGCAAGGAGCAGAAGUUGAUCUCCAUUCGGCUGUUAGAAGUUGAACCUGCAUUUCUUACCUGGCUGAGUAUGCAAAUAGCAUAAGCUUGCUCGGAUACAACGCUGGAGUAGAGUGCACACGCUCAUGCGAGAUCAUGUACUAAGCGAGAACAGAAUAUUAUCAUGUACUAUAUGCUGUUUAGGCCUUUGUUGGUUAGCCUUCUUGCAAAUAGCAGCAGGCACGCUGAAGUAUCCUGUGAACUCUCUCCAUAUUUUUUUUAAUAUGAUGUCGUUGAUUUUUAGG